Molecule: messenger RNA, 549 nt
Organism: Symbiodinium sp. CCMP2592
Lineage: Eukaryota; Dinophyceae; Suessiales; Symbiodiniaceae
Source: the annotation of a GenBank genome assembly
AUGCCCGCUGGCCUACUUGAUUUGGAGCAGGGCACUUACCCUGUCCUCAAGCUGAAGGCGUGGAAUGGACGAUUGAUGAUUCUUUUUUUGGCCGUUGCCCUGAAGGGGCUCUCGGAACCUGGCGAUGAUCUGCUGCGAAAGGAACGCCGGGCGGCGCUGGCGGCUGCCGAGUGUGUUGCUUGCAUUUUCGACAGAUCCGAGCGGGCUGCUCGACUGCUCACGGAGCAGGAGGCCGAGUCGAUCAGCGAGGCAAUUUUGAAGUUCCUCAUGAUUUAUAAACAACUGGUGAAAAUGUCGGUGUCUCGGAAUUGCCCACGAUACAAGAUUAUCCCGAAAAUGCAUGCAUUAUUGCAUGUUGGGGAGGAUGUCCGGGAGACCCGCUGCAAUUUUAGACACUUUCAUUGCUUCAUGGACGAAGACUAUAUGGGGCAGAUGAAGGAGUUGACAAUCAAACUGCCAAAAGUAGGCGGCGGCCUGGAAUUUAGAUUGCUCACUCGAUGGCUGCUCCGUCUGGGUGCCUCGAGACCACUUCGUGCUGGCGCAAAGUGA